Pieris macdunnoughi is the source of this 378-nucleotide messenger RNA. NCBI's taxonomy places the organism in Eukaryota, Metazoa, Arthropoda, Insecta, Lepidoptera, Pieridae. The record is from the annotation of a GenBank genome assembly.
AUGGAGAAGCCAACAGUAACGGAACAACCACCCCCUUACUCUGCGUCUGUUCCACCAGGUCAGCCAAGUGGGCCAUACCCUCAACCGUCGCCGCAACCUGCAUUCCAAAGUCCUUAUCCACCACCACCACCUGGAUACACACCAUAUAAUGCUCCAUCUAACCAGCCAUACCUACCAAACUAUGGAGCAACAAACAUUAUCAUACCACCUGCUAUCAUAGCUGUUGGAGCCUGUCCCGCUUGCCGAGUUGGAAUCUUAGAAGACGACUUCACUUGCCUUGGUAUACUCUGUGCAAUUUUGUUUUUCCCUCUUGGAAUUUUGUGCUGCCUUGCACUUAAGAAUAGAAGAUGUUCCAACUGUGGGGCCAUGUUUGGGUAG